Molecule: messenger RNA, 859 nt
Organism: Manihot esculenta (cassava)
Lineage: Eukaryota; Viridiplantae; Streptophyta; Magnoliopsida; Malpighiales; Euphorbiaceae
Product: membrane magnesium transporter
Exons: 4
Coding region: 156-476 (106 amino acids)
Cellular component (GO): plasma membrane; EMC complex; Golgi apparatus
Source: RefSeq, a predicted model, not a curated record
CGGGUUGAGGUCAACUGCUGGAGUGAGGUCAGUUGAUCUGAUAACGCAAAUCUGAAACUCUCUGCUGCUUGAGACUUCCGCCUCUAACCGCCGUAAAGAGCCCGAUCCCGGAACUUGGGUUGACCGGUGAUCGGAGAUUCAGCCAAGUCAAUAAAAUGGGUUUAGGCUUCGUAAUUGGCGCAUUUGGAGUCAUGAUUCUCGCUCAUGCAGCUUACACAACUAUUCAAUAUAGAGGUUUGUUGAAGAUUAUGGAGGAGGAGUUUUCAGGACCUCCAAUGAAUGUGGUGGUAGAGUUGCUUCUAGGGUUAGUGUUGUGUAUGUGGGCUGCUUUAACUGUACCGGGAAAGUUCCUAUCUAUACACCCUCAUUCUGAUGAGAAUAGGAUAGUAUCUUUACCUGCCAAUAUGGACUUCAUGAUCUUCAACCAUCGUGGCAAAGCAUUUCCUUCAGGAAUGGACAUGAAACUGAAACAUUGAAGUCUUCUCAAUUUGAUGACAGGAUGAUCUUUCUGGGGACUAUUUAAGAAACGGAAUCAUGUAUCUGCCAAAUUUAGAUUAUGGAAAGAGCCUAAGUUGGUGAAUUUGGCAACUUGAUGGUGCUCAUACCAAGUUACCUAGGAUAACAUCUGUUUGGCCCUUAGUUUUGUAAUUGUUGUACUGCAUAUCUUAUUUGGUCUUAUUUUCCACCGUUUGGUCAUGUAAUUUGAACAUUUGCCGAUGUAUUACAUGUGUUGUUUUGCUAUAAUCAGAAUGGGUAAGGUUUUACUUGCAUCUAGACCUGCCCUCUGAAUCUGAAUGGUGAACCUUUAGUAGAAAGGGUAAAUUGUUUUCUUGAUGCAAAAUAUUGCGUUUUCUGUGUA